This is a messenger RNA of Aspergillus versicolor CBS 583.65, 1797 nucleotides long. RefSeq names its product putative peroxisomal membrane protein Pmp47 (gene pmp47). The record is from RefSeq and is a predicted model, not a curated record. Bases 419 to 1381 code for a protein of 320 amino acids. Gene Ontology annotation, cellular component: peroxisomal membrane. Lineage: Eukaryota; Fungi; Ascomycota; Eurotiomycetes; Eurotiales; Aspergillaceae. Gene Ontology annotation, molecular function: NAD transmembrane transporter activity; ATP transmembrane transporter activity; FAD transmembrane transporter activity. The transcript has 3 exons.
GGUUACCAAGAAAUAAUCCGUAUUGAGAUAACUGCGAAAAAAAAAACCCUGGUAGGUGAAGAAGUUCUUGAGACCAUAAAGGCCGGUACUUAGGUAGACUACCAGUCACCUUUGUAGCUUCUUACCUUCUACAAUGCUUCGGAAGGAGAAGGGGACACCCACCGUAAAUCAGCCGAGGUAUAGGGAUUCGGCAACGUCAUGAAAUCGGUCAUCGUUCCCCAGUCUCAAGCGAUCCAAACAUCCUCACUCCUUUCGAUCAUUUAUUCCGGUUGUAAUUCGUAUACCGCUCCUUUUGACACCCCCUUUCAAUUCUUUCCUCAUUUGCCUCCCUUUCUUUUCACCUCCCUAUAGCUUUCAGAUCCAUCGCAUAUUCACACUCCUUCGCGUCCCGAGUGUGAAAGGACACCCGUAUCUCAUUAUGUCUUUAUCGAAGGUCGAGGAUCCGAAGAAGGUCGCUGCGGCUGCAGCUGCACAGCAGAGCGACAACAUAGCCCAUGCGCUGGCGGGCGCUGGAGGUGGGAUACUGUCCAUGGUUUUAACAUAUCCGCUCAUUACGCUUUCGACCCGAGCGCAAGUCGAAUCGAAGCGUGCACAGUCUUCCACCAUUAAUGCGAUUCGCCGUAUCGUGCAAAGGGAGGGAAUAAUCGGACUUUAUUCUGGUCUUGAGUCGGCGUUGUUUGGUAUCAGUGUCACUAACUUUGUGUAUUACUACUGGUUCGAAUGGACUCGGUCGGCGUUCGAGAAAGCUGCCGAGAAAGCGGGUCGCUCCAAGAAACUGUCGACAAUCGAAUCAAUGGUUGCUGGUGCGAUUGCGGGGAGUGCUACUGUCCUGCUCACCAACCCAAUCUGGGUUAUCAACACCAGGAUGACCGCACGCAAAUCCGCAGAGGAGAGUCCAUCGCUACCCGGUGGCCCUAAGAAGCAGUCGGCCUCUACGUUUGGCACACUCAUGGAGCUGCUCCAGAAAGAAGGCCCAGCUGCCCUUUUCUCCGGUGUUUUGCCUGCACUUAUCCUGGUGAUUAACCCUAUUCUGCAGUAUACAAUCUUCGAGCAGUUGAAAAACAUAGUGGAGCGCCGCCGCCGUAUGACACCAAAGGAUGCCUUUUAUCUCGGCGCAUUGGGCAAAAUCCUGGCCACCUCAAUCACAUACCCUUAUAUCACAGUGAAGAGCCAAAUGCACAUUGCCAGCAAGGACGGACCCAAGGAAAGUUUGAACGGGAGCCUGAAAAGAAUAAUCAACGAAGAGGGUUAUACCGGAUUAUACAAAGGAAUUGGACCUAAGGUCACCCAAAGUGCAAUCACCGCUGCAUUCUUAUUUGCAUUUAAGGAUGUUCUAUACGAUUCAAUGGUGACCCUUAGGAGAAGUCGUGCUGCCAAAUAGAUAAGAUCAUUAUAGGUAGUGAAAUGGCCCAAUAGGUCAUUGGGGUUGCCAGACUUUCAACGGCCAACUAAACCCCACUGCGGAGCAGUUGUGGAAUGAGUUUUUACCCCAUGCUUCCAAAAGGAUGAAAUUUUUCAUUAAAUUCUAGACCUACCGGUCUAUCUAACAAUGGGGCGUUCUUUUUUGUACAACCUCUAUUCAGUCAGAAGUUUCCUGGUGUCCAAUGCGAGCUGUGUAUAAAACAAUACCUCGGUACUUUUACUGGGAACGACCAUCACUAUGAUAUCUACCUUAAUAAUAGGAUGGUUCUUUUAUGUAUAUAAUUGUCUAUGUAUGAUUCUCUCUUGCCUUUGUAAUCUCGGGAAAUAACAUAUAGCAUACCCUGGUCCAGCUUCCACUCUUUUAUUUUAAAUUUU